CAUGUUUCACAUAAAGUCGGAGAUAUUAAAAUAUGUGGAUCCAACAGGAACCUAAUGUCAAUGAUAUUGCUUGUUUUAAAGAUAACCCAUGCAGAAUUACUGUGCAGCACGACGCAAUAAUUUACAUCCCCAUCGCUUCCCACGGGGUUACGUCGGUCUGAAUGACGUAGUUUGAGAGAAGAUUGCGCCAUUUUGAAAGUGGAUGGACGGAAGGAAUCGGGAGUGGAGUGUAGUGAGAGGGGAGUGAGCGUGAGGGAGGCGAGCAGGGAACCAGCCCCGGUCGCUUUUUUGCAUCGCUGUCCACCUCCGUUCCUUGCGGUAAUCACACUUAUCGUAGCCGGGCGAAAAUUGGAAAGAUCCAGGCCCUAGACCGCGACAGAGACUCUCACUCACCAUGGCAGGAGUGGGCGGGGCUGGCGGCGACGUGCAGUGGUGCUUCUCGCAGGUGAAGGGGGCCAUUGAUGACGAUGUGGCCGAAGCUGACAUCAUCUCUACUGUGGAGUUCAGCCGUUCGGGGGAGCUGCUAGCCACAGGGGAUAAGGGCGGCAGAGUCGUCAUCUUCCAGCAGGUCCCAGAGAGUAAGAGUCAGCCUCAGUGCCGGAGCGAGUACAACGUCUACAGCACCUUCCAGAGCCACGAGCCCGAGUUUGACUACCUGAAGAGCUUGGAGAUCGAGGAGAAAAUCAACAAGAUCCGAUGGCUGCCCCAGAAGAACGCCGCACAUUUCCUGUUGUCCACAAACGAUAAGACUAUAAAGUUGUGGAAGAUCAGUGAACGAGACAAGAGGCCUGAGGGGUACAACCUUAAAGAGGAGGACGGGCGCUACAGGGACCCCUCGACCGUCACGACGCUAAGGGUGCCUGUGUUCAGACCCAUGGAUCUGAUGGUGGAGGCCAGCCCCAGGCGCGUGUUCGCCAACGCACACACCUACCACAUCAACUCCAUCUCCGUCAACAGCGACCACGAGACCUACCUGUCCACCGACGACCUGCGUGUCAACCUCUGGCACCUGGAGAUCACCGACCGCAGCUUCAACAUCGUGGACAUUAAGCCUGUCAACAUGGAGGAGCUGACGGAGGUGAUCACGGCGGCGGAGUUCCACCCAAACCACUGCAACACCUUCGUCUACAGCAGCAGCAAGGGCUCCAUCCGGCUGUGCGACAUGCGGGCCUCCGCACUCUGCGACAAGCACUCCAAACUGUUGGAGGAGCCGGAGGACCCCAGCAGCCGCUCCUUCUUCUCGGAGAUCAUCUCGUCCAUCUCAGACGUGAAGUUCAGCCACAGCGGCCGGCACCUGAUGACGCGCGACUACCUGUCCAUCAAGAUCUGGGACCUCAACAUGGAGAACAGGCCCGUGGAGACCUACCAGGUUCACGAGUACCUGAGGAGCAAGCUGUGCUCCCUGUAUGAGAACGACUGCAUCUUCGACAAGUUUGAGUGCUGCUGGAAUGGGAACGACAGCGUGGUCCUGACCGGCUCCUACAACAACUUCUUCCGGAUGUUUGAGCGGGGCCAGCGGCGGGACGUGACCCUGGAGGCGUCCCGCGAGGGCAGCCGGCCGCGCUCGCUGCUCAGGCCGCGCAAGGUGUGCGCUGGCGGAAAGCGCCGGAAGGACGAGAUCAGCGUGGACAGCCUGGACUUCAGCAAGAAGAUCCUGCACACCGCCUGGCACCCCAGCGACAACAUCAUCGCCGUGGCCACCACCAACAACCUCUACAUAUUCCAGGACAAGCCCAACUAGAGCCUGGAGAGCACCGAUCUGCGUCCUACACCCGCCCCCCUCUUUACCCCGCCCCCUCAUGACUCCUCCCCCGGGUCUCAGCCCCUCCCUCUGUAGAGCGGAGGGAGACGGGCGCGCUCCCUGGGUCUCAGCCCCUCCCUCUGAAGAGCGGAGGGAGACGGGUGCGCUCCCUGGUUCGUCCGCCAGACCGCCUGCGCAGCACCUUUUCGAGAAGUGAAACGCAACGCGGCAAGAGUCGCUCAGAAGCAUCCCACUUCCUCUGAGUGGGGCCAUCCUGACCUUUUUUUAAAAAAAAACGAGUUUGUAUGUACACAUUUUGUUUUGCGGUCAAAUUCAGUCAUCAAAACGUUUUUAUUUUGCCUCCACGAUGGCACAGCCUUGGCCGGAGGCAUUAUGUUUUUGGGCUGUCCGUCCCUCCGUCUGUCCGUCCAUCCGGCCGUCUGUCCCAUCUGUCCAUCCCAUUCUCGUGAACGUGAUAUCUCAGGAACACCUUGAGGGAAUUUCUUCAAAUUUGGCACAAACGUCCACAUGGAAUCAAGGAUGAACUGAUUAGAUUUUGGUGGUCAAAGGUCAAAGAUCAAGGUCACUGUGACCUCACAAAAGACGUUUUUGCCUUGCCGGAGGCAUACAACCGCGAGGCGGUAUUACUAGUUUGUUUUUUUUUUCCCUCCCCCGUUUUCUUUCCUCCUUACUGUCCAGUAAGUAACUCCACCCCCCUUCACAAAAACCCAAAGGCUUCCUUCUGAAGUUCUGGGCCAUCCCACACACUCCUUUUUUUAGACUUUUUGUAAACCGUGUAGGAAAAAUGUGGGAUUUUGCUGCCAAGUUUGUUCACUCCUGCGCAAAAAGAAAGAGAGAGACCCUGACCUCAGUUGGUGGGUUGAUCUGUAUUUGUGAAGGCGUGGUCUAGGUGGAACGAACAGGUGAGGACUCACAGGUGAGGCGGACAGAAGCUUCCUACCUGCGGCUCCUGGACAGAUGGACACUGGACGCCACUGGGUCGGUUUUAACGAUGGUGAGUGUAGCGCGUACCCUUUACCGCCCCCAACUUCCUCUAAACGUCCUGUACAUGAACGCCAAGCCGUCCAUGCACCCCUCCCCUCCCCUGCCCUGCCCCUGCUGCCCUCGGAGCACUGGAGUGGAGGAUCCCACACGUGUGUGACGUGUCACUCCCCCGCCCGGGACACGCCCCAAUUCCCCCCCACCCUGGAGAGAUCGGCCGGCUGCUCGUCUGUGUUGGGCUGAAGUCAUUCUGCCCUUUCUUUUGAACUUUGUCCAGGGUUAUAGAGAAUAAUGUCCACCAGGAAAAAGGGUCUAAGAUGUUUAUCGUAUUUAUAAAUUGUAAAAAUUUCUCUCCUUGGAAUGGUUUCUUAUUUUUGUUUUUAAAGAAAGUUUUCUUUCUUUCUCUCUCUUAACCUCAGAAUGACAUGUACGUGUUAGGGAAUUAAUGUGCAGAGUUUAUUUUUGUAUAAUGGUGGAACAGGAGCAAGACACUGUAAUUACCCAUAGCCCUGUUCUACUGGAACAACAGUGAGAGACUAAUUACCCACAGCACUGUUCUCCUGGAACAGGAGCGAGAGACUAAUUACCCACAGCACUGUUCUCCUGGAACAGGAGCGAGAGACUUAUUACCCACAGCACUGUUCUCCUGGAACAGGAGCGAGAGACUAAUUACCCACAGCACUGUUCUCCUGGAACAGGAGCGAGAGACAAAUUACCCACAGCACUGUUCUCCUGGAACAGGAGCGAGAGACAAAUUACCCACAGCACUGUUCUCCUGGAACAGGAGCGAGAGACAAAUUACCCACAGCACUGUUCUCCUGGAACAGGAGCGAGAGACUUAUUACCCACAGCACUGUUCUCCUGGAACAGGAGCGAGAGACAAAUUACCCACAGCACUGUUCUCCUGGAACAGGAGCCGAGACUGUAAUUACCAGUUACCAUUAUUGUGGGUUAAUCAUAAUACAAUCCACUGAAAUUAGAGCCGAUAGAUUAGAGCCGGUUAGAGCAGAUUGUCCUAUGCAGUUACAUUACGAAACCAGACAAAAUGAAAGAAAGCUAAAUAAGCUAUGCUUCACCAUCGCAUAGUUAAACCUAAAGACCUAAAGGGCAGCCCUGCUCUAGCUGUUGAAUGAUUCUACUAAUUAGCAGCUCCACAAGCUGUCUAGCUGUUGAAUGAGGGGUGCUUUAUUAGGGUUGGAAUGAAAACCUACAGGACGCUAGAUCUCCAGGAACAGGAUUGGGCAGCCCUGCUCUAGCUGUUGAAUGAGGGGUGCUUUGUUAGGGUUGGAGUGAAAACCUGUAGGACAGUAGAUCUCCAGGAACACGUUUGGACAGCCCUGCUCUAGCUGUGAAUGAGGGGUGCUUUAUUAGGGUUGGAAUGAAAACCUACAGGACGCUAGAUCUCCAGGAACAGGGUUGGGCAGUCCUGAUAUAAGGCAUUCGUGUGAUAUGCGUGUGGCAUUAAUGCAGUUAAUUAUUGCGGUUUGUAAAGGUGGCAGUGUCGCUCUGUUGUUGGAAAGGGUUAAAGGUUGCAUGUGUGAGCUGCUCCAUUUUAACGUGCUGGAUGUAGGAUUCGGCCAGAUGCCCGUCUAAAAGCCCUCUGUGAGCACGUCAUUACCACGUCCUCUGAAGUAUUCAUUUCCACACCUGUCACCUGAGCCCUUUGGAACAGCCAGAUAAAAAUCUGUGAGCUGGGGAGUGUGUGAGGCAGCACACGUAAGACUGGCCUCAGCUGUGCCAAGCUUCUGACUGGAACUCUGUGCAAAAGAGCACCAUAGCAGUGUGAGGUAAUGUUCUAAAAUUAGGACAAAUCCAGUCUUCAUCUUUUUGCAGGAACAUGUUUAAGAUUGUUCCUCACACAGACAGCCACAUACAACCUUUAUUAUGCUAGAGUGGUGUAAACUGUCUUUGAGUCUGGAGAUAAAGGGAAAAAAGAAGGAAUUAUAAUGUUUGUAGAGGCAUGGAAAAGCCCAGUUCGGGAGCAGACGAGAGAGAGACCAGGGCUCACUGCUGUGUUCCUGUGGCAUGACCACACUUCCUGCUCUUGACCAUCCUCUUCACGUUCCUAACAUUGAAAGUUCUCUCUGCUGUUGAAGCUGAAGUUAUGCUUUGUGUCUUGAGAAUGUUCCCUAGGGGUGUGACCAAUGAGAGUAUGGGUGCACUUGUUUACCGACACGCCCCACCCCUGGCCACGGGACGGGAGGAGAACGGGAAGGGCAUGGCAUCGCUGCCGCAUCAGAGGGCCCAGUUUAAAUCGAGUGAAAAUUCCGCCUAAUUGGUGCACCCUAUAUUUGGCAGGACACACCUCCUCAUGAAUAUUCAUGAACUUAAAUGCUACAGAGGAUGGAUGCUGUGAACAUCUGACCAUCCAGUUUCAAGAAAAUUGGGGCACUUCUUUGCUGGUUGGGAGCUGAGCAGCCAUAGGCUGCAAAGCUCUGUUGUAUUUUCCCAUCCAUUUGUACUGGCUUUAAUCUGCAGGAAACGUUUUCUCUCUCAGCCAGCCUUGCAGGCUGAGCUCUGAUUCUGAGGAAACUGAAGAGCGGAGGUCUGGACCCUCGCACCCUCCUGACAGACAGAAAGGACGGACACAGACACCCAUAAGGACGCAGGCGUGGUGAGUGCUAGACUCCUGCCACUGCCGUUCGGUACACUGCUGCGGCCCAGGGCCACUCCUGGUGCGUUCGGACGGACGGCGACUGGAGUAUUAACAGGGACAGUCCUGGAGUGACUGACUGCUUCUGUCCAGGCCAUCCUCCCCCCCCCCCCCCAAAAAGGGGUCCCAACAGGACUCCUGGUAGAAUGCACUUUGUUUCUUUUUUGUGAUGGGGGGGGGUUAAGCUGACUGUAACCUGCCUACCUUUGGUUUGCAGAAACAGAAAAUCUGAUUCAGUGAGGAUCAACAAAAAAACAAUUACUAUGCUGAACUACUGAAUAAUAAUAAAACAUUUUAUAAAGUAA
This is a messenger RNA of Anguilla rostrata (American eel), 5701 nucleotides long. RefSeq names its product serine/threonine-protein phosphatase 2A 55 kDa regulatory subunit B alpha isoform-like. The coding region runs from base 395 to 1741 and encodes 448 amino acids. Lineage: Eukaryota; Metazoa; Chordata; Actinopteri; Anguilliformes; Anguillidae. The record is from RefSeq and is a predicted model, not a curated record. Gene Ontology annotation, molecular function: protein binding; protein phosphatase regulator activity. Gene Ontology annotation, cellular component: protein phosphatase type 2A complex; cytosol. The transcript has 10 exons.